This is a messenger RNA of Trichobilharzia szidati, 1560 nucleotides long. NCBI's taxonomy places the organism in Eukaryota, Metazoa, Platyhelminthes, Trematoda, Strigeidida, Schistosomatidae. The record is from the annotation of a GenBank genome assembly.
AUGACAACAAUCGACAAGAAUCGGUCAAUUAUUAAACAACGCGAAAACACACCGAACACACAGAGAAUGGCCACAUGUUAUGCUGAACAGCAGUUGAAACUGUUGGCUAGUGAUUAUCAAGUGGAUAUCAACUCAAUCGACUUCGCAUUAGAACUCGACAAGAAUGACUCACUACACUCCUAUCGAUCAGAAUUUCAUUUACCAGAUUACAAUGAAGUGAUGAAAGUGAUUCAGUCGAAAUCUGACAACAGCAGUCAAGACAAUGAUGCAAGUGAUUCACAAAAACGGAUUCUCUACUUUUGUGGAAAUUCAAUGGGUCUGCAACCAACACGCUUGAAAGCCUAUCUGGAUAGUAUAUUAAAUCAGUGGAGAGAUUUAGGCGUUUUAGCCUAUCAUUAUGGUAAGUUGCCAGCAUCCUAUUGUGAUGAACAAUUAUCAAUCGAUUGUGCUCAAUGGAUUGUCAAUGCUCAAGCAAGUGAAGUUAGCAUCACUUGUAAUCUAACAGUUAAUAUGCACAUGUUAAUUGCAAAAUUCUACCGACCGAAAGGUGAUAAGAACUGCAUCCUAAUUGAAGAUGGAAUCUUUCCAAGUGAUCUGUAUGUUUUGGAAUCACAAAUCAAUUGGCAUGGUUUAACACCAGACGAGUGCAUUAUCAAGAUGAAACCACGUGUCAAUGAGUACUGUUUGCGAAAUGAAGAUAUUCUACAAGCGAUUAAGCAGAAUCAGCAUCGAAUUGCAUUGAUUUGGUUACCAGGAGUACAGUAUGUUACGGGACAGUUAUUUAACAUGGAAGAAAUUACUCGAUGGGGUCAUGAAUAUUCACAAUGUCCAGUUGGAUGGGAUUUAGCUCAUGCUGUCGGUAAUGUGCCCCUACGUCUACACGACUGGGAUGUUGAUAUGGCUGUAUGGUGUUCAUACAAAUACUUGAAUGGCAGUCCAGGAGCUAUGGGUGGUUUAUUCGUCCAUGAAAGACAUCAUCAUCAAGAAGGUAGUUAUGGACCGAAAUUUGUUGAGUCCAAUAGCAACAACAACAGCAACAACACGAAUGGUAUUCACAAUGACAUAUCUGGUCCACAGUUGACCGGUUGGUGGAGUCAUCGAUCCGAGACACGACUUGAUCUCACUGGCCAUAUGGAAUUGGCGAGAGGCGCUGAUGCCUAUCGAAUAUCUAAUCCUCCAUUACUAUUGGCUGCCGCCUUAACGGUCAGUCUCGAUAUAAUCAAAUCAUGUGGAGGUAUGCAUCGUUUGAGAGAAAAGUCAAUACAAUUGACUAAUUACCUUGAAUAUUUGAUUACAAGCAGUCCAUUAGCUCUGCCACACAAUCAAUAUCAGCUGGUGACACCAUCCAAUCCAAGUGAACGUGGUGCACAGUUGACAUUGAGUUUCACUUACGCUAACGUCGAGAAAGUUUAUGAGAAUCUCUUACAGUUGGGUGCUAUAUGUGACUAUCGGAAACCAAGUUUCUUACGUAUUUCACCAAUACCAUUGUAUAACAGUUUUGAAGACGUCUACUUAUUUGUGAAAUGCCUUCGUCAAACUUUGAAUAAUACAACAAAUUAG